AGCACAUCUCAAGCUCGCUUUCGUCGAUACAGAGUAACUAUCUAACAAUGUCGCAGCAACCUCAGGCUCCUAACAACAACCGCCGAGUGUCGCUCGCAUGUGUCCCCUGUCGCUCCAAGCACCUCCGCUGUGACGCGACGACGCCCGUGUGCACCCGGUGUCGCAGCGAAGGUCUGCAAUGCGUCUAUCUCAAGUCUCGCCGCGGAGGCCGUCGACCGCGACAGCCAUCUACUCACAUCUCGACAGACACUUGUCAGGUAUCUCAAAUUUCCCCAGGUCUACCAUCGCAGCAGCAGCUCCCUGCUCCAGCCGACGAUCCACUGAGCAACCCCAACCCCGCCCGAUCCACCUCGUCGGAAGACGACCGGAGCCACUCUGACCGGGCGACCAGCGUCACCGUCUCGAUGCACAGCGAAAAUAUGAGCGACUCAUCUUUGAGCGAACAGUUUUUCUCGCAGUAUUAUUCGUAUUUUCAUGCCGCGCAGCCGUGUAUGCUGCCGUUGUGGGCGUUGAAGCAGCGGAUGGCGACCGACGGGCGGCCGCUCCAGACGCUGGUAUCCGUCGUGCAGUACAUUGGCUCCGUGUUUGCAAAGUCGGUCAUCUCGGCGUCGAUGAAGGUGGAGGCAGAGCAGGCUGUGGCGUCGAUCGGAAUGAAUGGGCCUGCGACGGGGUUCGAUGUGCAAGCUCUUGUUCUUCUUUCGAUCGCGGUCUAUUGGGCCAACGAGCCGGAGAAAGCGCUCAACAUGCUAGAUAGGUCAAUUGCGUUGGCGCUUGAACUGGGAAUGAAUAGGCGGGGAUUUGCGUACGCUCAUGGGCAGAAAGAUCCGAUGCUCGAGGAGUGCUGGCGGCGGACGUGGUGGCAACUGUACAUCACGGAUGCACAUAUCGCUGGGAGCACCAGCACAUUUCCUUUCCGAACCAGCAACGUCGAGAUGGAUGUUGACUUGCCGUGCGAUGAGGAGUUUUAUGAGUCAGGGAACAUUCCCCGAGUGCGCACCCUGCAAGACUACGAUAUGCGUGAGUUCCUCGACGAGGAGGACCGGGUCUUCUCCUCCUUUGCGGAGCUCGUCGGGUUGACGCGCAGUCUCGAUCUUGCGCUUGCUGCCCGCCAGAACAUGACCAGCGCCACCGCACCGGCCGUCUGCGCCAACACCGAUGCCAGCGUGACGGCCUGGCGGUCGCUCCUUCCUCACUCCAAGCGAGAUCUCGUUCGGGGGGACGGCUCCGUUGAUGAGCUUCUCUUCAAAGCCAACAUCAUCAUCCACACAUAUGUCGUUGAUCUCCACCGGCAACUAUCGACACUCGCGUACAGCCCCAUCGAAGCAAUCGCACACUGCGCUCCCAACGCUCCACCAGAGAGCCUCCGAGGCUGCAACUCGACCGAGUGCCAGCUGCACACAGCCAAGGUACUCCGCGCCAUCGACCAGUUCGACGAACUCCUCACGCUCCCCACCAACAUCGCCACGCACACCCCCUUUAUCAUUUGCAUGAUCGCCAACACGGUCAUCGCCCAUCUCUCGGCAUGCCGCUUCCACUACCAGGGUCACCAGCUGAAGCUCGCUCGCGAACGGAUCCGGCUGAGUAUGGGCGCGCUAAAGGUUCUCGGAGAGUACUGGCCGAUGGGGCUGCGGACGUAUAAGGAGGUAGGCAUCGUAGCGAGAGAGAUUCUAGGCUUGAAAGAUCAGCAGCAGAAGAAUGUUGUCGAGGUUAGCACGCGGGAGAUUACGGUGCCACCCGUGGUUCCAGAGUAUGUUCCUCCGACCCAGCAGGUCCCUGUGUCUUUUCCUCAACAAGAGAUGCACGAAAUACCGAUGUACAUGGACCAGCCCUCUCUGGAGGACUUUCAGCUGCUGGAGACGAGUUUUGAUUUCUGCGGACUGUUUGAUAUGAGCAUGGCGUCUAUUCCGGUUCUGUGAUCAGCACAUGUAGGUAAUGCACCUCUUCUGCCUCAGGCUCGACUUGUCUGUUCCAUUUAAAUCGGAUAAACGGCUUCACUCACAUAAAGUA
Molecule: messenger RNA, 2007 nt
Organism: Aspergillus calidoustus
Lineage: Eukaryota; Fungi; Ascomycota; Eurotiomycetes; Eurotiales; Aspergillaceae
Source: the annotation of a GenBank genome assembly